Messenger RNA from Oryza brachyantha (malo sina), 633 nucleotides. RefSeq lists its product as uncharacterized. The coding region runs from base 98 to 493 and encodes 131 amino acids. Lineage: Eukaryota; Viridiplantae; Streptophyta; Magnoliopsida; Poales; Poaceae. The record is from RefSeq and is a predicted model, not a curated record. The transcript has a single exon.
CACAAAAAUCACAAGCUCUCGAUCUCGAAGUGUCUCUCGACUCUCAGUAGCCAUUCGUGUGCAAUUUGCAAGUUUGGGAUUUGUGUCAUUGUGUGUCAUGGCGAAGGCGCAGGCGGCGGCGAGGAUCAUGACGGAGGUGGCGCCGCCGCAGCUGGUUUCGGUGAUGCGGCGGAGGAAGCAGGUGGCGAGGAGCCUCGACACGAUCGCCGAGGACGACAGGGAGCUGAUGCACGGCGGCGACGGCAAGAAGCAGGCGGCAGCUACCUGCGGCUCGGCGAGCAACUUCGCGACGUCGCCGUUGGCCUUCGAGCGACAGACACCGCCGGCGCCGGCGGCGAGCGGGCUCAUGAGGGAGCUCAGCAAGUGGUUCUCCCGCAACGACGCCCACGGCCAGGAGGAGUGGCCGGAGAGAAACCGCGAAGGUCACCGGCGAGCCAGAUAUGCACAGCAGGUGCACGUACAUGGGGGAGCCGCGGGAUUCAAUUCAAGAUGAGAUGUACCCAAACCGACUUACCAAUAUGCUUAGCUUUAUGAUGUGUUUAAGUCUUAAAGCAAUUUUGUCUGCUCGAACAUGAGAUUAUAAUUAUAAAGGAAUAUAUACACUCGUAAUGGGUUGUGUUGAUUGCGAUUUCA